GCGCACAGUUGGACGUCAGCCGCGUAGUAGCAUAAACAGCUCCUGACGCCAUUCAGAAUUUGCAAAGCAAAAGCGUCCGAUCAGUUUUGCCAUUUUCAAAUCUGCCAUGCCGAGUCGCCGCAAGCUGCACUGCUGCUUCCACACAUGCACGAACGUGCCGCAAGCCGGGUCCUCCAAGUGCACCUUCCACCGGUACCGCGACCGGUGCCACGUUGAGAACUGCACCAACCAGGUCUACGCGCGCCAGCUCUGCGUACGCCAUGGCGGCAAGCGCCGCUGCCAGCACCCGGCCUGCUCGACCAACGUGCGCUCCGGUCGGUUUUGCUCCAAACACAACCCGCACAUUGACAAGCAGUGCACCGAGCCUGGCUGCACGCGCCAGGCCCACGCCCGCCAGCGCUGCAUUCGACACGGCGGUGGCCGGCUCUGCGGCAUGGUCCACUGCGACGCCUACGCACGACGCGAAGGCAUGUGCAUUCGGCACCACCGACUCGCAACGACGACACCGGUGGCGACACCCGAGACGCUCCUGGCGCCGCCGUCCGACGACCUCGAUUUCAUCGACGAACUGGUCAAUAGCCCAGUCUUUGACCACCUGGUCAAAUACUCGGUCGGGAUGCUGCGCGCAUGAUCGUCCUAGCUUGCUAAUUCUCUAACAUUAUUCUUCCGCGUUUCGCGACUUGCUUGUUGGCGUGGCGAAUCAGGCGUGUGUCCCCUCGCCCCAAGUACUGUUGACGUAGCGCCCGCCUGUCUCUGCGCCCACCUGCACGCGCGGCUAUGCUGCGAAUCUCGCGUCAUCUCUGAUGAAGAGUAAGCCUCUUGCUCAC
Saprolegnia diclina VS20 is the source of this 827-nucleotide messenger RNA. RefSeq lists its product as hypothetical. Bases 107 to 631 code for a protein of 174 amino acids. Lineage: Eukaryota; Oomycota; Saprolegniomycetes; Saprolegniales; Saprolegniaceae. The transcript has a single exon. The record is from RefSeq and is a predicted model, not a curated record.